AUGGAUCCAUUCUCAGCAGAGGGGGAGCUACUCAACAUCCACAAUGCCUUUCACCAAGGACAAUAUCAAACAGUAAUUGACUUCGACACCUCUUCUCUCUCCUCCGAAAAUAAGACGCCAGCUCGAGUACUCCAGCUGCGAGCUCAGAUCGCUGUCGGUCAAGCCAAGGAAGUCCUUGCAAGUAUAGGGAAAGCGGGCAGUGCGCCAGAGUUCGCUGCUGUCAAGGCAUUCGCACAACAUUCAUCAGGCAGCACUUCAAAUGCCGUCUCCGAAUUUGAGAGCCUGGCCGAGACGGAGUCAGAAAACACAACCGUGCAAUUGCUCGGCGGAACGGUCUUACAGGCUGCAGGGAAAACGGAGGAAGCUCUAUUGCUACUAAGCAAGCAUCAGGGAAGCCUUGAAGCGAUAGCUCUCAUCGUGCAAAUACAUCUCCAGCAAAAUAGGACAGAUCUCGCCCUCAAGGAAGUCCAAGCAGCACGCAAAUGGGCCCAAGAUAGCCUGCUUGUGAACAUUGCCGAGUCAUGGGUUGGUCUACGGAUGGGCGGCGAACGCUACCAACAAGCCUUCUACGUCUUCGAAGAAAUGGCCCAAGCGCCUUCCACCUCCGCAACCAAAUCACUCGUUGGUCAAGCGGUCGCAGAGCUGCAUCUGGGCCGGUUACCCGAAGCCGAAGCAGCGCUGCAGCAGGCUGUCCAGAAAGAUCCAAAUGAUAUGGAGGCUAUUGCGAACUCAAUUGUGUUGAACGUGAUCUCAAGCAAAGAUACGAGCGAGCCUACAUCAAGCUUGAAGGGAAUAGCGCCUGAGCACCCACUUUUGGUCGACUUGCAAGAGAAGAGCUCGUUAUUUGAUCAAGCGGCAGGAAAGUACUCUGCGAAGGUAGCUUCAUGA
This is a messenger RNA of Letharia columbiana, 888 nucleotides long. RefSeq lists its product as uncharacterized. The transcript is spliced from 4 exons. Gene Ontology annotation, molecular function: structural molecule activity; protein binding. Lineage: Eukaryota; Fungi; Ascomycota; Lecanoromycetes; Lecanorales; Parmeliaceae. The record is from RefSeq and is a predicted model, not a curated record. Gene Ontology annotation, biological process: retrograde vesicle-mediated transport, Golgi to endoplasmic reticulum; intra-Golgi vesicle-mediated transport; endoplasmic reticulum to Golgi vesicle-mediated transport. Gene Ontology annotation, cellular component: COPI vesicle coat. The coding region runs from base 1 to 888 and encodes 295 amino acids.